GGUGGCGCGCCAUUUCAACAGUCAGACAGUGUGGUUGUCGAGCUUUUAUUUAGGGUAGAGAUUUCUCGAAGCUGAAAAGUGAAAGUGAAUCAUGGAUCUUGAGUACUCUAUAACACCCCCAAUGUCUCCUUGUGGUGGGGAUGACAUUGAACUUGAGCAGCAUGAUGUUGACCAUCAGCCGACAUUGUCGCUGGAAAGAUUCAGACAAGACUCCACCCAGUGUCUGGCUUGUAUUGAAUGUUUCCGAAGUAACUUGAGAGACAAGUCAUCUACUGCUUCAACAUUGAACAGAGUUCAUCUGGGCAAAGAUCCAUGUCCAGCCUUGUACCAAGAUGGCACCUGCGAACUGUUUGGACACACCUAUGUCACUGGAGUAGCAUUACUUGAUUCAACAGAGCACCUCUUUAAUCUGGCAAAACACUACUUAACAAAGAUACAGAGUCUACUCGGCCAGGGCAGCAACUGGUCACUCUUGGAUCCGAUUGUGAGUGAAGCAAAGAGACUCCAUAAUCAUGUGAUGGGCUUCAUGGAGUAUGUUCAGGUGUUUGUGCACAGAUUCUUUAGUCCCCUGGAACCAAACCAGACCCCGUCCAUCUUCACCCAGAGGAUCACAGGCUUCCCAGCUCUGCUCUUGGCUAAUCUCAGUACGCUGUCAUUGUUUAAUGGCAGAGUCAGCGAGUUGCACCCAGGGAUCUUACAGCAUAGUGCGGCUGCUGUGCCUAGACAGGAUUCUACUGGAAGUCUUUUGUAUCAUAUCAACCUAUGCAUUCAGUGGAGCGUCGUCCAAGUGCUACAUGUACUUCAUAGUAAACUCAGAGAAACACCAGGAGAACAAGAAGUUGUCACCACACUUAAUGAGAAAUCUCAGGCGCUCCUUCAAGAUCUACUCUGCAUAGCGACAGUCAAGUACAACAAGCUUGGUUUGCACGACCAUCAUCAGCAUGGUCAUUUCAUUGAUGGAUGUCUGCGUGAUCUCUGGAUUGCAUUCAUACAGUUCCUGGAUUACAGACAUGUGCAAUAUUCAACAGAUUCAUUCUGGUGCAAUUUCCAUGCGGCUGUCACACCCUUCUUGGAUGCUUCCAGCGUCGGUACGACCCUUGACCCAUAUGAGGAGGGGUCACAACCUAUGCCCAAAGACCCCAUUGGACUGUGCUGGUGGUUGCUACAUAAUGUAGCACCUUUAUAUCAGUACAACAUGGAUGGCCAGCUGUCAAGCAGUAACCAGGGAAAACCCAUCAGAAGUUAUUGGCUUCUGGUUGAAGACCUGCUUAAAAUAAUGUUUGCACCUAAUGGUACCCUACCCGAUGAAGGACAUAUGCAGAGCUUUCUGAAGUCUAGCCUGGUUUUGUCUCAUUUGUGGGAGCCCAAAGGAUCUGUGCUGACCCUGCUGUGGGGACACUUCUACAAACGUCUGAAUAGCAAAUUGGUGAUUCCAGGCCAAGGUUUGGGGAAUUUUGCUACAAUAUGCAAAUCAGCAAGUUCUUGGUAUGACCAAUGUAAGCAGAGAGUGUCUGACCACACUGGAAGCCGUCAUCAAGAAAACAGUUCACAACUGUUUCUGCGCAUUCUAGCAACGCAUCUGAAACAGAUGAAGGAUGCAGGAUGGCGACAGCUCCAAGGAAGAUUUUACUCCAAGUUCCACGGAAGGAGUAUGAAAGAACUGGAUGAAACCGGUUUAAACCGCUUCCUGAACUUGUUCAUGACCCUUGCCCUCGUUACUGAUCUCUCUGCUGUGUCUGGUCGCAUGUUGGACUUUCUUGAUCUACUUCCAACAGACACCUUGUCCAACGGCAAAGUCCGACUCAUAUGGAGAGGUUUGUUUACACUGUGUCUUGUACAUGAAGAGCAGGGAUGUGACUUGGGUGUCAUUGCUGAUAGACUGGUACAAGGGUUCAACUCUGUGUGCAUGGAAAUGAGCAACAAAUCUCUGGACAGCAGUAGGAAGAGUCAACUCUGGGGAUUGAUACUGAGUUACAUUGAGUCUACACAGGAAGUGUUUGAUGCUAGCAACAAGCUCAGUUUAUCAGAAGAAAAGCUCAUCGGGUGUGGCUUAAGGAGUUUGCUGGAUGCAUCAUCUGAUCAUGAGAUGCGAACACUCUUAACAUUCACACAGACAAUCAUGGCCAGGCACAGAAUUUUGUACAAGCAAACAUUAAUGCAGAGGUCGGCAUCUAACAUUGCUGCUGAGACGUCCACAGAUAACGAUCUGUUGAUGCAGAAGUACAAAGGACUUGCUCAGCUUCUGUGGGACAAUGUUUAUCCAUUCAUCAAGAAACAUGCCACAACUCAGACUCCACCGUUGGAGCUUGCAGAUGUAGCCACUGGCUUCACUCUGCUGGCCACAGACUUAAAGUUCCCUGAAAUACCAGAUCAGACACAAGUACAUCCAACGCCAAUGGAGUUAUUUCAGUACUUUGGUGUGGAUAACCCUAAAGUCCAUCACAGCAUCACUGUGCGGUAUCUCUGCCAUCUUCUGCCGAACCAAUCCUUCACAGAGAAACUCCAGGCUGGAGUUGGCCGGGCCAAGUGGUCUUCAGCUCUGGUUCAUGCCUGGCUACGAUGUGGUCUGCACAGUCCGCAGCCCAGUCAUCAGAUGCAAGAACUGACCAGACUUGUGUACAAGCUGGAAGAUGUGUCAGCUAUCAUUAAUAGUCAGUCACAUGACUCUACCAAUGUGAUGGAUGGCACAGGGAACCAGCAUAAACACAGCAUGUUACAAUUCAUAAAAGCUCUCGGUUACCACUUCAACUCUGCACAAGGAUUCCAAGAACGCUUGCAGAAGAGACAAACCAUUCUGUCGUACUUUGGUGACCUGGUCGAGUUGAUUCAACCCAUGAUUCGAACCAUGAGGUCAGCAGUUGACCUCCUCUGGAUCUAUAAGGUCAUAGGUCAUAUUGUCAAGUAUUGUGCGAGUGUUCUUUAUGUAAAGGGCAAAUCACAGUCACAACUUCCAGGCAUUCUGACUGAGCUUGUACUCCCACCGGCGCUGUUCAACCCUAAGAAGAGUCUACCACCACCCAUGCUGUCUGCCAUCAGGGAGACAUUACAUCUGUUUAUGGAGGGACUGGCUAGUCUUGAUUUGCAGCGAGAUGACUUCAUCCAACGCAAGCUACAUGAGUUGGUGCAGCAGUAUUUCCUACGAUUCCAAGGGCAGAAAGCUUCUUCAUUAAUGGCUGGUCCAUCCUCGGCAGUCUCAACGCCAAAUCACCCCAUUAUGGUAUCAUUGCAUAAAUCCUGCUCCAGGCAGCUCCAUCCACAAAUCAGUAUGCUGAGAGGCUUAGCCCUGAAGGUAAUACGGCAGCACUAUCUUGCCUACCAUGGCCAGCAGCCUCCUAGUCAUUUACCUUACACCAUGGCCUUCCUACAAGAACUCAUCAGACGUACUUACAAUCCACAGCAGGUCGUCAGAGAUGCUGUGGUGUUACUAGCCACAGUACUAGAGUAUCUUCUUCUUUGUGAUGUGGCAUCAGUCAAGAAAACCAUGUCGUCUCUACUAGCCGCCAUGAUGGAUGCAUGCAAGAAGGAUACACCUCCUAAUCUACAGUCCGAGCUGUUGAGCAUCCUUCGGAGCUUCCUCUCCCGGCAUCUCAGGAUUCAUCAAGCCUCAACUCUACAUAGCCUGGAGACAGUGGCUGUGCUUCAUCCGCAGCUCAUUAAAGCAUUCACCGGUGACUGUUCCAAGCUAGUUGUAGAGUGUGAGCACUGGAGAGGGGUCGGAACUGACAAGACUCUCAGGCAAGCGUACUGCAGUGUAUUAAGUCAUCUUGGAGCCGAAGGUCAAGCGGUCAUCACAAGAAUCCAAAAUGGAGACACUCUUCUACCAAGCUGAUCCAAGGCACUCGGACUUA
Asterias rubens (European starfish) is the source of this 3848-nucleotide messenger RNA. Its product is annotated as protein MMS22-like. Gene Ontology annotation, cellular component: nuclear replication fork. NCBI's taxonomy places the organism in Eukaryota, Metazoa, Echinodermata, Asteroidea, Forcipulatida, Asteriidae. The transcript has 34 exons. The coding region runs from base 92 to 3829 and encodes 1245 amino acids. Gene Ontology annotation, biological process: replication fork processing; double-strand break repair via homologous recombination. The record is from RefSeq and is a predicted model, not a curated record.